Messenger RNA from Eptesicus fuscus (big brown bat), 2416 nucleotides. RefSeq names its product prolactin regulatory element binding (gene PREB). The coding region runs from base 263 to 2224 and encodes 653 amino acids. Gene Ontology annotation, cellular component: endoplasmic reticulum membrane. The transcript is spliced from 13 exons. Gene Ontology annotation, biological process: protein secretion. Lineage: Eukaryota; Metazoa; Chordata; Mammalia; Chiroptera; Vespertilionidae. Gene Ontology annotation, molecular function: guanyl-nucleotide exchange factor activity; calcium ion binding; protein binding. The record is from RefSeq and is a predicted model, not a curated record.
CGCGAGGGGAGCGGGCUGGGCGCGCUUGCGCACUGCGCGUCAGCGAGGCCGGGGUAGGUGGCCGGGAGCGGAGGCACCGGCUGCUCAGUGUGUGGGUCGAGUCUGGGCAUCCCCGCGGGGUGAGAGGGGUCGGGAGUCCUCCCGGCGGCGAUCGAAUCCAGUUCAGCAGCGGCGGGGGAAGAGUGGAAGGCCGGGCGCGGCAUGUCGCGGAGGCCGCGGUGCGGACGGUGAAGCGCGCGGCGAGCGGCGAGCGGCGAGCGGGAUGGGUCGGCGCCGGGCGCCCGAGCUCUACCGGGCCCCGUUCCCGUUGUACGCGCUGCAGGUGGACCCCAGCUCGGGGCUGCUCAUCGCUGCGGGCGGAGGCGGCGCCGCCAAGACGGGCAUAAAGAAUGGAGUGCAUUUUCUGCAGCUAGAGCAGAUUAACGGGCGCCUGAGCGCCUCCUUGCUCCACUCCCAUGACACGGAGACACGGGCUACUAUGAACUUGGCGCUGGCUGGCAACAUCCUUGCUGCGGGGCAGGAUGCCCACUGUCAGCUCCUGCGCUUCCAGACCCACCAGCAGAAGGGCAGAAGCAAGGCUGAGAAGGCAGGCACCAAGGAGCAGGGGCCGCGGCAAAGGAAGGGGGCGGCCCCACCAGAGAAGAAAUCUGGAGCUGAAACCCACCAGGAGGGGGUAGAACUGAGCGUAGAGAAUUUGCGGGCGGUGCAGACAGACUUCAGCCCUGACCCGCUGCAGAAAGUUGUGUGCUGCAACCACGAUAGCACCCUGCUGGCCACCGGAGGCACCGACGGCUACGUUCGCGUCUGGAAGGUGCCCAGCCUAGAGAAAGUGCUGGAGUUCAAAGCCCACGCUGGGGAGAUUGAGGACCUGGCUUUGGGGCCUGAUGGCAAGUUGGUGACUGUGGGCUGGGACCUUAAGGCCUUUGUGUGGCAGAAGGAUCAGCUGGUGACACAGCUGCACUGGCAAGAGAAUGGACCCACUUUUUCUAACACGCCUUACCGCUACCAGGCCUGCAGGUUUGGGCAGGUUCCAGACCAGCCUGGGGGGCUACGACUCUUCACAGUGCAGAUUCCCCACAAGCGUCUGCGCCAGCCCCCACCCUGCUACCUCACCGCCUGGGAUGGCUCUACCUUCUUGCCUCUCCGGACCAAACCCUGUGGCCAUGAAGUCAUUUCCUGCCUUACUGUCAGUGAAUCGGGCACCUUCCUAGGCCUGGGCACAGUCACUGGAUCUGUUGCCAUCUACAUCGCUUUCUCCCUCCAGCGCCUGUACUAUGUGAGGGAGGCCCAUGGCAUUGUCGUGACGGAUGUGGCCUUUCUACCCGAGAAGGGUCGUGGUCCAGAGCUCCUUGGGUCCCACGAAACGGCCCUGUUCUCCGUGGCUGUGGAUAGUCGGUGCCAGCUGCACCUGCUGCCCUCACGACGGCAGGUGUUACCUGUUCCAGCUCCAGGAGAGAUGUCACCUUUGACGAUGAGGAUGUUCGUGCUGCUGCUGCUGCCCCUGAGUCAGGCUGCCCCCAAGGAUGGAACCACCAGGCUGGCCCCUGAAGCGCAGCAGCAGCCCCUGCCCAACCCCUUCAGGCCAGGCCCGGAGCAGCUGCGACUUCUGCAGAGCUACCUAAAGGGGCUGGAGAGGAUGGAAGAGGAGCCGGAGCACAUGAGCCGGGAGCAGGUCCUGCUCUACCUCUUUGCCCUCCAUGACUAUGACCAGAGUGGACAGCUGGACGGCCUGGAGCUGAUGUCCAUGUUGACAGCAGCUCUGGCCCCCGGAGCCGCUGACUCUCCCACCACCAACCCAGUGGUCCUGGUCGUGGACGAGGUGCUGGAGACCCAGGACCUGAACGGGGAUGGGCUCAUGACCCCCGCAGAGCUCAUCAACUUCCCCGGAGAGGCCCCGAGGCGCUCGGAGCACCACGAGCCCCCGGAGCCACAAGAUCCGGGGAGGCAGCCCCCGUUAGCGAAGAGCCCGUCACGGCAAGAAGCACAGGAAGCCGCGGGGCCCAGAGAAGAUGAGGGACCGGUGGAGGCCCACAAGGAGUCCUCGGAGCCUGGACAGGAGGCCGCAGGGGAGGCCCCCGGGCCCGGAGGGGAGGCUGGGGCCCAGGCCGAGGCCAGGGACGCUGGACAGAAAGCGGAGGAGCUUCCAGGGGAGACACUGGAGUCUAAGAACCCCCCAAGUGAGUUUGAGGUCCAUGCUGUUCAGUUGGAGAAUGACGAGAUAUAAACCUGGAGGAUGCAGGGGUGCGCCCCGGAAGUCUCAGUGCCGGAACAUGAGCUCCGGAGGGCGGGACCAGGACCACCUCUGGCCCCUUCCUGGUCCCAGGAGGUGCAGCCCUUUCUGGGUGGCUCAGGGAGAUCCUAUGUCGAGGGGCAGCUUCAGGGCCCGGACCACCAAUAAAGAGCUGAACAGACUCAU